UUGUUUUUCAUUUUAACAACAAUGUAAAAUGGGGGCUAACAAGAAUUCAGAUCGCCAAAUUUGUGGAAAUAUAUUUAUAAAUAUGAAAACGAUAAAAAAUAAAAACAAAGUUUUUACAUUUCAUUGUGCUUUUUGUAGCACAGAAUGUGAUCAAUUAAAAAAGUUUUCUAAACACCUUGAAGAACAUUGGAAUCGUUUUGAAGAUGGAUUAGAACAUGAGAAGUGUCCAAAUCUUCUAUUUGAACCAGAAGAAAUAAAAGUUGAAGAACGAUUAGAUAUGCAAAUAUUUGAUGAAAGAUAUAAUAAAAGUAUUGAUACUACUACAAGCUCAGCAGUUUAUGAAGAUCCUUUAGAGACAGGAAAGUUAGAAAAGAGCCUUAUAAAAAAUAUGAGUGACUCAGAGGAAUCUGUACUAAGAAAUGUUAAAAAUAAAAAGGAAGAAUGCGUCAAUACAGAAGAUGAAAUUUGUGAUGUUAGUAAUGUGGCAAGUUCUAUCCAAGAAACAGACACAAUUAUUGAAGAGUCCGCCGAAAAUUCUUACAUAUUUAAGGAUCUUAGUUCCGAUGAACUAUCUGAUGAUUCAAAUGACGCAGAUUUCGACCAAACAAAGACGUCGGGUAGCCCUCUAAAUAAGAAGAAAGUAACAAAAAAAUCCUCUGAAACUAACAAAUCAAAGAAACGUCGACGGACGAUUUAUGUAAAAAUUUUACCAAGUUUAAUACAGCUAUAUAAAAAAUAUGAAAUUUUAUGGAAAGUGGAUAAUAUCGCAUUUGGUAUAAAAAAUAAGAAAAAUGAAAUUUAUAUGAAAAUAGUUGAUGACAUAAAAUUAGAGCACGAUGUCAAUAUAAGUAUAGAAGAAAUGAACUAUCACAUAAACUAUUUAAAUGAAUUGUAUUCCAAAGAUAAAGACAAAGAAUUAAUAUGUAAAAUGGAGAAAAAGGAAUUUGUACCUGAACAUAAAUACUAUGCAGAAAUGUCAUUUCUCAGCGAUAGUCAAGGUCCAUUUUUAUGUACGAUUUGUAAUGAAAAACUGCCAAAAUAUGAUUCCUACUGUCAACAUAUGGCUCAACACAAUGGAACACAGCCGUUUAAGUGUCCGUCCUGUGAUGUGACAUUUAGUAAUUAUCACAAAUACCUAAUACAUAAAAAACGCCAUUUGGGAAUAUAUAAUUUUCAUUGUGAUAUAUGUGGAAAGGGAUAUUUGUUUAAAAACGAUUUAGAAUGGCAUGUGACUUCUCAUACGGGUGAUAAACCUUAUUUAUGUCAAAUAUGUGGUACCGGCUUUAGGGCGCGUCAUGGUUAUGACAAUCAUAUACGCCGCCAUGAGGAACGUUUUCGCCACGAGUGUCAUAUAUGUAAAAGAGGAUUUAAUCAGCUACAUGCUCUUAACAACCAUGUUAAAUCACAUCUCAAUAUACGUGAUAUAAUAUGUAAAAUUUGUGGCAAAGGUUUUGUCCAUAAUAAAUACUUAAAGAGACAUCAACUUAUACAUGGUGAAGUAAAAAAUUAUAAGUGCAAUGAAUGUGGUAAAGCGUUUUUCCAGGCGUGCGGCUUACGGGCCCAUCGAAAAAACCAUCAUUCUUAAUAUACAAUAAAUAUGUUUAUGUAAACAUACAUAUAGUAGAUAUUAGUGUAUUUUAUAUUUUACUUAUUUUUUUAAUUUAUAAUGUGUAUUAUUGUUUGUUUCUAAUCUGUUUUCUUUGUAUAUACAUAUGUACAAAAA
Messenger RNA from Lucilia sericata (common green bottle fly), 1723 nucleotides. RefSeq names its product zinc finger protein 845-like. The record is from RefSeq and is a predicted model, not a curated record. Gene Ontology annotation, cellular component: nucleus. The coding region runs from base 29 to 1585 and encodes 518 amino acids. Lineage: Eukaryota; Metazoa; Arthropoda; Insecta; Diptera; Calliphoridae. The transcript is spliced from 4 exons.